Molecule: messenger RNA, 199 nt
Organism: Dentiscutata erythropus
Lineage: Eukaryota; Fungi; Glomeromycota; Glomeromycetes; Diversisporales; Gigasporaceae
Source: the annotation of a GenBank genome assembly
AUGCGCCAACCUAUAAAACUGGUCAUACUAUUUCCAUAUUCCUUUUAAUUGUUGCUAUAAUCUUAUCGAUGGUUCAAUAUUAUUUAUUAAAUAGAGUAAAUAAACAUAAAAUUAGCGAUCCAGACCGAUUUUUAAAAGGAAAAAAUAAAGAGGAGGCUGUGAUAUUUGGAGACAAACAUCCAUCAUUUGUUUAUACCUU